This is a messenger RNA of Bursaphelenchus okinawaensis, 882 nucleotides long. Lineage: Eukaryota; Metazoa; Nematoda; Chromadorea; Rhabditida; Aphelenchoididae. The record is from the annotation of a GenBank genome assembly.
AUGGGCAAGCUCUUCGUAUGUAUAACAAGUGCUGCCAGUGCCGUCUUCGUACUAGGCGCACUGGUCACGAUGACCAUGCUGUACCUGGACAUGAACCAGAUCUACGCCGAGCUCAUGGACGACAUGGCUGACUUCAAGUUCCACGCCAACGAUGCCUGGAGUGGCAUGCUGAACAUCGAUGGCUACGGCAGGUCAGGUCACGGUUCAAGUGGCAGUUUCCUACGUGAGUUCGGCCGAAACAAACGUGAAGCCACUUGUGGCUGUUCCCGCCGUUCCAACCGCUGCCCACCUGGCCCAGUCGGCACACCUGGCAUAGCCGGCAAACCAGGAGAUGACGGAGAAGAUGGAAAGCCAGGCAAACCUGGAGGACCUGGCAUAGCCCAGCUCGGAAACUACGCCAAGCUCGGCGGCUGCAUCAAGUGCCCACCUGGACCACCAGGACCACCAGGAUUGUUCGGCAAACCAGGCGAAGCCGGUCCACAAGGUCUACAAGGUAUUGUUGGUCAUCCCGGCUUCCCAGGCAAUCCAGGUACCAUAGGUCCACAAGGCGACCUCGGUGAGCCAGGUGAGGCCGGCAGUCCAGGUCGACCAGGCCACGAUGGUCGUGACGGUCGCAAGGUCAACAACUUCCCAGGCCCUAAGGGUCAACCAGGUCCACAAGGUGCUCCAGGCCAUCCAGGUGAGACUGGUCCAGCCCCACCACCAGGUGAGCCAGGCCCAAUCGGUGAAGACGGUGAGCCCGGAGAUCAAGGUGAUGAUGGACAAGAUGGUGCUCCUGGUGCACCUGGAGGUGAAGGUCGACCAGGCGCCGACCGUGGAUAUUGUCAAUGUCCUAAGCGGGCUGAUUCACAAAAAUCUGCCUGGAGGCGAUUCCAAUCUUGA